This is a messenger RNA of Scedosporium apiospermum, 3366 nucleotides long. RefSeq lists its product as uncharacterized. The transcript has 15 exons. The record is from RefSeq and is a predicted model, not a curated record. Gene Ontology annotation, biological process: carbohydrate metabolic process. The coding region runs from base 1 to 3366 and encodes 1121 amino acids. Gene Ontology annotation, molecular function: polygalacturonase activity. NCBI's taxonomy places the organism in Eukaryota, Fungi, Ascomycota, Sordariomycetes, Microascales, Microascaceae.
AUGAUCCAAGUCUCGGCAACCCAGCCAGCAGAGACUUUCAGCGGCAAUGAUGUCCAACUUACCAACAUCUUGAAUCAGUGUAUCUAUCAAUGGGCUGUCGCCAACCAGGCACAAGCCUCUACCGCCAAGUUAGCAGCCCUCGACAAAGAUUGGGCGUGGGCCUCCAAGUGGGAUUGGGACGCCAUGGGGCGUGGCUGCGAGAAACAACUUGAGCAUACGCAGUCCAUCAUUGAUAGCCCCGAGUUUAGCAGCAAGAUAGACCGUGUCUUGGAAGAGGCAAAGAAGAAGCUCUCUUCAGAUGGGAUCAUCUACCACACCGGCUAUGCCAAAUUUUGGUCGGAGGAUAUGUCCCCGGAGUGCGAUCAGGUCACCUGGAGUACUUGGAUAUUUAAAUUGACCGAUAUGCUCCGGCCUGUGGAGAAAUUGACCCAGGCCCGCCGCAAGAGGAUGAAUGAGCUUUCUGAUGCUGCGAAAAGAGCUGGCCCAAGAGUAAAGUUCGUGGACUAUGACUCUUACGUAGGUAGGUUCCACGGCCGAUACUGCGAAACGGGUGUGGACGAGUCCACCAAGACGAGCAACACAAGACCUGGUCUCAUGUUUUACGAGCUAAAUACCUUCGAUCCAUUUGGCACCACACCUUGGAAGCGGAGUCCCGGCAGCGAGCUACAGGGAACAUUUGGUGGCGACUUAGACAUCAUGGCGCAAAUUACUCUUCUUCUUGAUCCAGAUGCGACAUUCGUCCAUGAGGGCGCUAUUCAGCCGGAUGAUACGCCCGCUGUCGCGCAGGCUGGGGUCGUGAACAACGCCCAGCUGUCGGAUAUCGAAAUUCCAAACAUUCUCCCCGAUGGAUACGGCCGUGUUUUCCAUCCACAAGUCCUCCUUCACCAGAUAAUCGCUAACCUCAUCAUCACUGAAAUGACGAGUGUGAAUGCGGUCAAGAAUGGGUUCCCGGAGAUCCCCCUCCACUACAAGUUCACCUCAUGUGCCAAUCCGGACCCCCAAGGUCCAUUGGAGAAGAGCUCGCCUCCAGAAUGUGACAUGAACGGUGUCGUGAGCGGCUUUCCUGAAAAUAUCUUUCGAAACAGUGUCUACAAUUCGUUCUGCGCCGAGGUCAGCAAGGAUACCCGCAAAUCAGUAGACUGGACUGUGGACAAGGAAGGGACCAGGGUCAAUUCGGGGCAGAAACGGAGUCUUCGGAUUUCCGCGCGGACUCCACCGCCAUCAGCGGUAGGGCCGAAUGCGUACAAAGACUAUACCAUCCAGCUCAAGUGGACUCCCAAGGAGGGUGCUGGGAGGUGUCCUGAGUCGUGCACCGAUGCGCUCAUGGGAAUUGCGAACAGUGGAUGUGGCCACAUUGGAGGCCAGUCGAACAUCAUGGUUGACAGGUCUAAGCAUGACAUUGGCUGUGGAACUUAUGAAGUCGUCAUUAACAUCCCAGGGAGCCAUCCAACCGUUUGGCCCCGGAAAUGUUACGAAACUGACGAAUUUGGCCGGCAUGAGGACGUACAUGAGAAGGACGUUGAGAGGGUGGCAGGGGUCUUCUGCGACGUCAUUGACCACCAAGCCACGAUGGGCCCAGGGGACAAGCCGAUUACAAAAGUCGCCUACUCCAGCGGCGGCGGGGGCACUCCCUUCGAUUGGCCUAACGAAGAUGUUGGAAAUGUUCAAUCGAAUCUGCUUUUCGAGGUGAGUUGGGACAACGACUGCCCGAAUCCCGCGCCUGGAGAGAAGACAAAUAUCAGAGAUCCAACUGGAGGCGCGCAAUUGUGCAAAGAUUUACUCUUCAACAACUACAAACGCUGUGUGAAUGGAGGAACUGGAGGGUAUAUCACAGCCAACUGUCUAAGGUACAGUUUUAGACCAAUCGCCGUCAAGGUCAACGUUUGGAAAAAGUUGGGCCAUCAGGACGUGACUCCCAGCGUCUUAAUAGAUGAGGAUUGGCAUGAGACCAAGGUGGUGCUUUCCACAGCAACGAUCGCCCAACGAGGGUGCAUUGGGAGAACAAAGCGUCCCGGCAUCAGUCAGAAUCUGGACGGUAACACGUGUACCGUCACGCCGAAAUCUGCCUUAAAGAAACGGCAAUGGUCGCAAGAUACGCACUCAGGACGCUCUCUUCCUGAAGUUGUCGAUAUUCAUUUUGAGCCACAGGGUCGGUACCCUCGUUCUGACCCAGCGCUUGGCAUUCCCGAGAAGCGUGCGCCCCAGUUCCCCGGCUUCGGCGGCGGCGGCGGCGGCGGCGCACAACAACCAAGCGCUGACGAUGACACGCCCGCCAUACUCCAGGCUUUCAAAGAAUGUGGACAGGAUGGCCACAUUAUCCUUGAGGAAGGGGACUACAUGAUCCGUCAAAUCAUGGAUACAAGCAAUCUCCGCAACGUUUGGAUCGACAUCUACGGACGUCUGGAAUGGAGCGGUGACAACAUCCAGUACUGGUUGUCAAAUUCGAUCUCUGUAACCUAUGCUGGUCGGUCAACGGCGUGGAGAAUGGGAGGCACUAACAUAACCAUGUUGGGCCAUGGAAAGGCGUUGUUUUUUGGUAACGGGCAGAUUUGGUACGACCAAAAUCGGAACCAGGGCAACCAGAACGGACGUCCAAUCAGUUUGACGCUCUGGAACGCCAAUGAUGUGUGGAUUGAUGGGAUAACCUGGCGGCAGAGCCAAUUCUGGAAUACAUUCAUUGCUCACUCGAGCAAUGUCACCAUGACCAAUAUUGACAUGAACUCCACGUCAGCAACUCAGUGGUCGACGGUUAACACUGAUGGUACGAAUACUUGGAAUUCCAAAGAUGUGUUUUUGCGGAACUGGGUGGUUACAGCGGGAGAUGAUUGUAUAUCCGUGAAGGGCAACUCGAGCAACAUCCAUGCUGACAACAUGACCUGUUACGAGUCUGGAUGCAUGGUUGUCGGUAGCAUGGGCAAUCCGCCUUCUACGCCGGAAUACGUCGAGAAUGUCGUCUUCGAGAAUGUGUACUGCCAUCACUCCUCGAACGCGGCAUGGAUCAAGACUUAUCCGGGAACUGGCUACGUCCGAAAUGUGACCUUCCGGAACAUCGCCUUUGACGACAUUAACCAACCCAUCUACGUCUCACCUUGUAUUUACACCGGUCAAAACUGUGAUAACAGCAGAAUUCCCAUUACUGAUGUAACCUGGCAGAAUAUCACCGGCACAGCGCGGUACAAUAUUGGCGCAGGAAUGUACUGCAGCAGGUCUUCCCCCUGCGACAACUUCCAUUUCGAGGAUAUCAACAUUCGUCCUUUGAGUGGAACUGAACCAUCGCGCAGUCGUAGGAGGCGGGGUGAGCACGAUGACGGACGCAUCCGCCUCAUCGUCUCCACCAAGCGCGAUGCUUCUUUUCCUCGAUCCUAA